UCUAUCUCGCCCUCUCCCUAGCUUUACCUCUCUUCCGCCCUUAUAGGCUACAGCCCCCUCCCUAUCUCAUGUUAAAUAGAUUACAGAGGAUUCACUUAUUUAAAGACUUCGACAAAAAGCUGUGCAUGCAUGUUUUGGGGGCUUUGAGCAAUUACACCCACACACUGUGAGCACAUAACUGGAGGAAUCUAAUUUCAACCAAACACAAAAUCAAGCCCAGCCUAUCGUCUACAGUCUGGAGUCUGGACCGCACAUUGCCUUCAACGAAAGAGUUCCUGAGAAGCUCCAGGACAACAUCAGCAGCAGCAUAAAAGCAGCCACGUCUGACCCAGCUGGAUCAUCUUAUUACGCCGGCUGCACCCUGCUCCGUUUUUUCUUUCCAGGAGACAGGAGCCUCGCAGAGAGCUCCACACACCAGCUCUCACGCUGUCUCUUCGGCUGCUUCCCGCCAUUCUUAUGGAUGAGGAGGACGAUGAUGGGAACUUCACCAAGUGGAUGAGCAGUUACUGGGGGCACGGGGAGGAGCACGACAAAGACAGAAAGAGGAGCUUCAAGAGGCCCUCCCGCAACAGAACUGACCGCCGUGCCUCUUUGCCCUGCAUGUCUCAGCUAGAAGCCAUGAAGGUGAACCAUCUCCAUGCUAACAACAUGGCCCCUGCCCCUGUCCACCUAAAGAGCCGUGAAGAGAAGGAGAUGCGCUCUCACCCUCGUGCCCGCCGUGUGUCUUCAGACGAAAACAGCCACACCAAAGUAGGGGGACCUGAAUGUCACAUCACCACCAUUCCAGAGCUCUCCGAGUGCUUAGAGAAGAGGCUGCGUGUCCACAACCAGAAGGUGAUAUCAAUGGGUAAUGCAGAUAGCAUAUGUCUUGUUUGCCAUGAAGAACUACGGAAUGGAAGGGGUGGCAUCCAAGAGCUUCACUGCAGCCAUCAUUUUCAUAAAGAGAUUGGGCAGGCAAAACGGCCAGAGCAGCGUUCACGUCCACGUAGUGGGAGUUCUGGACCUACAUGUGAACUAGGGAAGGAGACACCGUUCUGCCCUGGACAAGAGGAAUAUCGCUUGCCCCGUCGUCAGCUGUCUUUACGCAGACAGCGUUGAUUGUGUCCAGUGAAAUAUACCAUGGUACCAAAAGUAGUUCAACUAAACAGUAAUAAUCACUCAGUGUAUUAUCAAAAAUCAUGUUCAUUUGAAAUUGUCAAUUUUUGUUUGUGUUUAUCUCCACAGUACUUUUGCU
Rhinichthys klamathensis goyatoka is the source of this 1234-nucleotide messenger RNA. RefSeq names its product leukemia NUP98 fusion partner 1 (gene lnp1). The record is from RefSeq and is a predicted model, not a curated record. The transcript has 4 exons. Lineage: Eukaryota; Metazoa; Chordata; Actinopteri; Cypriniformes; Leuciscidae. Bases 457 to 1098 code for a protein of 213 amino acids.